UUGGGACUGGCACCGGGGGGGACGCUGUCAUCUGCCUAGCAGAGCUGAAACUGGGCUUCAUGGCUCAGGGCUGCAUGGUGCCAGGGCUCUCCACACUGCUAGCUAACCUGUUCACAAUGCAGAGCCCAGCACAGGCUCAGCCUGGCAGCUGGCGCAGUCACUACAAGCUGGGUCUGUACAAUGAGGUUUACACUGAAGAGCUGUCCAGAGACUUCACAGGCAAACACUUCGACAAGGUGUGCAGGGAUGACCUACAGACGCACCCCGCCUGGGAGGUCAAGGGUCAGCUGGACUCCACAGGGAUUUUUCACUGGUGCCAGCCCGUCCCUCUGGAGAGCAUCACUCCGGUGUGUGUGUGCGUGCGUUUCUCUCUAUGCUGGCUGUGUUUUUGUUAAGAUGUAAGAUGAAGAUGUCUCUCUCUCCCCUGUAGAGCCGCAGUGCUGCUUGCUGUCUCCCCCUGCAGGAUCACGUGCUGGUGUGCAUGUUUGGGGACGAGCGCUCGCCUCUGCUGGGACUGCACAAUCUGGUGAUGCCACUGCGCGCCAGGAACCUGAUCAGGGCAGAGCUGCACACUGUGCUGCUGCUCGGCUCCCUGCACUACCUCCAGCGGGAGAGGGAGCACAUCCACUACUUCCCCAGGAUUUACAUCUUACCGGUGGGGAGCUCAGCUGCCAUGACCGGGGCUUGGAACCAGGCUCAAUUCCUGUCUUUACAAUUCCCAAUUCCUUUUUAAAAUCGAUUCCCAAUUCCAACGCCUUGCCCAUUUCUAAUUCCUUUUUAAAACCAGUUCUGUUUUUUAAUCAG
Molecule: messenger RNA, 804 nt
Organism: Polyodon spathula (Mississippi paddlefish)
Lineage: Eukaryota; Metazoa; Chordata; Actinopteri; Acipenseriformes; Polyodontidae
Product: calcium-activated potassium channel subunit alpha-1-like
Exons: 3
Coding region: 60-395 (111 amino acids)
Biological process (GO): potassium ion transport
Cellular component (GO): postsynaptic membrane
Molecular function (GO): large conductance calcium-activated potassium channel activity
Source: RefSeq, a predicted model, not a curated record